CGGCUCAGGGGGCGGGGCCUGGAGCCGGCGCGGCCGUCGGAAGCUUCGGGACCCGGGUCGCCCUCGGCCGAACGGACCCCUCUCCUUGCGGCCCGCGCCCCUCGGGCCGGGACUUCCGAGGGGACAGGGCCUCAGCCCCCACCCCGCCCGGCCGCCCCGGGAGCGCCCCAGAACGGAUGGGGCGGGGAGGCGGAGCCGAGGCGGGGGACUUCGCCGUCCCGGCCGUCGGGCCCGUCGGGCGUGCGCCGGGGCGCGCAGGCGGACGGGACUCCUAGGGCCAUGCUGUCGCGGAGCUUCUGCUCCCGAGGGGAAGGCACGCGAGGGGACACCCCAGGACGCGGCCGGGAACGCGGCUCCUGCUCGGGGGGCCCGCGAACCCCUCCCCGCCGUCAGGAAGCGUCCACCCCACCCCGUGGUCUCGGCACUGAGCAAACGGCCCCGCCCCGUCCCGCGUUCACAGGAACCACGAACGUCACGUCCGCCGUGGCGCACGCCGGCGAUCCCAGCGCCUGCGGAGGCCGAGGCGGGAGGGCUGCCUGAGCCCGGCAGCGGAGCAUGCGGUGAGCCGCGAUCGCGUCACUGCGCGCCAGCCUGGGACGGUGCGGAAGACAAAAGCCACAUCCGCGCCCGCGCUCCCGCGACCGGCGGCUCCCGACCCGCGGCCCUCGGCCGGAAGUCACGGAGUUCAAGGCGGAAGGGGCGGGGCACCCAGGGGGCGUGGUCGGCGCGGGCGGGGCCGGAAGUCCGGCCCCUAGACUGCGCCACGUCCGAAGCGGCGGAGGCCCGGUCGGUGUCGGCGUUGAGGAGCCGGGGCAGGCACAAUGGCGGACUGGGCUCGGGCUCAGAGUCCUGGUGCUGUGGAAGAGAUACUAGACCGCGAGAACAAGCGAAUGACCGACAGCCUGGCCUCCAAAGUCACCAGGCUCAAAUCGCUUGCCUUGGACAUCGAUAGGGACGCAGAGGAUCAGAACCGGUACCUGGAUGGCAUGGACUCGGAUUUCACAAGCGUGACCGGCCUGCUUACGGGGAGUGUGAAGCGCUUUUCCACGAUGGCAAGGUCUGGGCGAGACAACCGGAAGCUUCUGUGUGGCAUGGCCAUGGGUCUAAUUGUGGCCUUCUUCAUCCUCUCCUACUUCCUGUCGAGGGCAAGGACGUGAACCAGUGGGAGCUGGUGUCUGUGGGUGCCAAGGGCAGCCCAGGUCUUCCUGCCUGGCAGCUUGGUCUCCAGAGAACUUACUACAAAAUACUCCUUUGAAAUUACAACGGUGGGUUAGGAAUCUUACUCCUGUGGGGCAGGAGGCUGUGGCAGCCUGUGACCUGAUGAGCUCAUGUUGGCUGAUCCCAUGUGUGGAAGGGACUCUUUCUUUUGGGGAAACCAAGGGCCAGCUCCUCCCCCAUCCCUCAGGUGCUAGAGACACCAGCAGAGUUGGGGCCACAGCAUGUCUAGAGGGGCCAGGUCCGAGCACAGCAGCUGUUGAAUCCCAGACGUAGCCACCUGAAGCCUGCAGCCUUUCUCCCAGCUCUUGGGACUCUGACAUCUUCAGGCUCCACGGCCGUGUCCUUGUCAGGGUGAGGCCAUGUCUGUGAGCCCAGGUGCCUGGAGCUGACGCAGGAAGGGACUGUGAACCCUGAGUGAGUGCCGUCUCCUCCGACUGAAGCCUCUCGACCUGGAGAUGAUAGUUACUUCUGGCCACGGUUGCUAAGCACGGGCAGACCAGUGUGUGAGUUCUCUCUGCCUGCUCUCCAGUCCUGCGGAUGAAGUGAGACCCCUGGGGAGAAUGGGGGUGUGGAUGGAGUGAACUGCAGCCUUGGCCUAGCCACUGGGCCUGGAUCCUUCUGGGUCAUGUGACUGUGUAUCUAGGAGCAGAAACUUGCAUUCUCAGGAUUCAGGAUCAACGCAGCACCAAAGAUGUGUUUGCAGAACAGACCUAGAAGUGGGCCUGUUUAGCAUUUCAGAGUCAGGCAAAGCAUGCAGGGUGGGGGAGCACCUGUGGGUCUACGCAGGAAGGUUCCUGUGAGGCCUCCAGUUGCUGCCUAGCUUGCUGGUAACUUUUGCCCCUCUGCCAAGCCCUGCCAGGCUUCCUUGACUGUGACGGUGCUCUGUACCAUCCUCCUUGUCUUGGCGUAAAAACACCUUUAAAGUGCGAGUCGUGUGCUUCUGUGCCCUUCUUGGUCCUGUUCCAAUCUUGUGCCUCCCACUCAGUCCCUGGGGACUGUGGGCUCGCUGUCCCCUACCCGUGGCCGUUCCAUGUGUCCCGUCCAUCCCGAACUGCCUCGGAGCUCCAGGCUGACCAGAGACAAGCCCCCCUUGGGUCACCCUUGCCCUCCGUUCCUUCUCCCUUACACACAGCAAGCCCCCUUUCUCCACGCACGCUCACCAUAGCCGCCUGCCUUGGGACCUGGCUGAGACUGCCAGCCUCCCGGAGGAGUGGAGUCCAUCUUAGUCGCUCAUGCAGUGCAAGCCCGCUUCUCACCCAGCAAGGUCCACUCCACUGCCUCCAUUCUCUGGGGCUUUGCUCUUGCCCUGAAACCUGGCUGGGCUGCUGUUGCUCCCAGCUUGCUGCCCCCUCCUCAGAUGUCCCUCUGUAGACCCCUGUCGUUCCUCAGGCACCAGUGUCCUUGCCUGCCAUGGCCCGCCUUAGUCCUCUGCUCCUCAGGGGCGUGUCCCCUGGUCACCAGGCAUGGGAGCAGCUGCCUGCAUUGUCUCCCAACUCUUCAUCCCCCAUAUUUUCCUGGGCCAUUCGGGGCUGACCUCCAUUUUUGGGGAAUGUGACUGAGCUGUGGGAACCGAACGAGACCCCUGCUGCUCUUUCCGUAGUGGCGCCCGCUCAUCUUGCUGAUGCAAACUGGCAAGUUAGGCUGCGACUCGGGGUGGCCUUCGUUAGGGAGGUGCUUUGUUGUCUCAGACGCAGUCACUGUUCCCUUGUUCCCUCCCUGUCUCUCCAUCUCCACAGCUGUUUGCAGCCCUCCCAGGUACUUUGGGGUCUGGGCUGGAUUUCCUUUCUGGUUUGCUUUUCUGCCUCUCUUGCUGUGUUAAGAAAGAUCCUGCAAAGGGAGAGUGGCAACCCUGUUGCUGCUGUGCCAGACCAGCGUUUCCUGAGGGGCCCAACGCUAACCCUCAGCCCCGGGCCCCUGACCCUGUAAAAGAGCGGGGUUUGCUGACUAUGAUCCCUGACACCAGUAAAACCAAAAGGGAUCUUGGGGCCCAUCGUGAGAGCCAGGGUUACCCACUCUGCCAAGGGAGGACAGAGUGCUAGGUUCUAUCCCAUAAUUUCAAGACAAAACACGUAAACCAUAAAAACUCGUAAAUAGGAUUUCAUGACGAACGAA
Saimiri boliviensis boliviensis (Bolivian squirrel monkey) is the source of this 3330-nucleotide messenger RNA. RefSeq names its product Bet1 golgi vesicular membrane trafficking protein like (gene BET1L). Lineage: Eukaryota; Metazoa; Chordata; Mammalia; Primates; Cebidae. The record is from RefSeq and is a predicted model, not a curated record.